AUGAAUCAUGAUAUCAAAAUCUUACCUUUUCGUUUUCACUCCUCCUCCGGUCCAGCAAUGCUUCGAUUUGAUGAUGGUUUAGAUAACGAGUGGAAGGGUUUCACUGUUUUCCCCGAAGUAAACCCUAGCCCUAACCCUAACUAUAGUUUCAAUUUCUUGGUAAAGAAGGCGACUCAGGAGAGUGAGAAAUCAACCCGUUCUUCUAUUUCCUCCCGUUCUUCGGCAAAAGAGGAUAGCUUCAGAAUGGUGUUGCCACCGGCCAUGCCUCCGCCUAGGGACUCCACCGUUCCGCUUCCUAUGUUCCCUGAGCCGAAGAGAACUCGGAAGAAACUUAACCACCAAGAAUGCAUUCUUUUACUGAGAAAUUCUCUCUACUCGAAGAAAAACUUUUACAAGGAAGAAGAUUUCAAAUGUAACGCCUUCUGCCUGUCUCUACCUGGACUCAGGAAACACAAGCCAGCUAGAUCUUCAAAACGCAAAGAUUCGAUGGAGAAGACGAAGAUGAUCACAGCGUCUUCCUUCACCUCGGUCGAGAAAUACGAAUGGUCCCACUCUUGGACAUCGACUACGUCUCUGACGCAAGAUAGCGGUCGGUCGUCGUAUUUUGAUUUACCGGUAGAGUUGUUGAAGUGCUGCAGCCGUGGAGGCGGAAAGGGAGGAAGAUAUGUGCAAGAACCGGCGACUUCUAGUUUCUCGUUCGAUAUAGAAACAGAGAUUUUGGCUAUGAGUAGCGUAUUAAAGACGAGGAGCUCACGCUCGUCGUUAGGAAGAGUCAGAGAUCGUCAGAGAUCAGCUGACUCACAGCAACGCCGUCUGAGAUUGUAAACUUUUUCUUUACCGUCGGUUUCGUGCCCUUCGUUGCCGUUAUCUUGUAUCACACCAGGAUUGCGUUAA
Molecule: messenger RNA, 894 nt
Organism: Raphanus sativus (radish)
Lineage: Eukaryota; Viridiplantae; Streptophyta; Magnoliopsida; Brassicales; Brassicaceae
Biological process (GO): response to photooxidative stress; photosystem I assembly
Cellular component (GO): chloroplast thylakoid membrane
Source: RefSeq, a predicted model, not a curated record